AUGCUACGCUCCCUUCCACUCCAGUUCCCCCGCCGCUUCUUCUCUGUCUCCGCAAAAAUGGCCUCCACAACCCCGAUGGAAGAUCUCAUGCGCGACAAGAUUGUUCACGCCUUCACUCCCUCCACCCUCGUCAUCCGCAACGAUUCCCACAAGCACGCCCAUCACGCGGCAAUGCAAGGUGCUACGUCAAAGGAAACGCACUUCCAUGUUACAAUUACCUCUUCCGCUUUUGAAUCGAAGAUGCAACCUGCGCGGCAUCGGAUGGUCUAUGCCUUGCUGAAAGAUGAGAUGAGCCAAGAAGGGGGUAUUCAUGCGUUGCAAUUGAAGACGAAGACACUGGCUGAGGAACAGCGAGAGAAGGAGAGGGAAGCAUAA
Molecule: messenger RNA, 375 nt
Organism: Penicillium verhagenii
Lineage: Eukaryota; Fungi; Ascomycota; Eurotiomycetes; Eurotiales; Aspergillaceae
Product: BolA family protein
Exons: 3
Coding region: 1-375 (124 amino acids)
Source: RefSeq, a predicted model, not a curated record